AUGUAUGAUAUUUUCGGCGGGCGGAGCAUUGGGCGCAUCUUCCUCGGCAAGAAAUUCCAGGCCGUGUGGCACACAAGCAUCGUAGUAGAAUGGCCAAAUACCUGCUGUGAAAUCUGGUAUGACAACCGGAUCUAUGUCUCGCCUCCGGAGCAAACUCCAUUUCGUACCCCGGACGAGAAGCGACUGUUGGGGACCACCCCAAUGCCUCACGUUACCAUGAUUGCGUACCUUGAAAGUGUCGACGACGAGUGGACCGGCCACUAUGACCUGGCACGGCGCAACUGUGUGCAUUUCAGCGACUGGGUGGCGCGGAGGCUGCACCUGCCAGCGUUGCCAGAUGACCUCGUAGGGCAAGCUGCAGAAGUACUGCAGACCCCCGUGGCACGCCUCGUCCUUGCUACCCUGCACAUGGUAGAGCAGCUGCGAGGUGACCGAGCGCGGCUGUGA
Molecule: messenger RNA, 447 nt
Organism: Symbiodinium natans
Lineage: Eukaryota; Dinophyceae; Suessiales; Symbiodiniaceae
Source: the annotation of a GenBank genome assembly